Pogona vitticeps (central bearded dragon) is the source of this 1518-nucleotide messenger RNA. RefSeq names its product CRK like proto-oncogene, adaptor protein (gene CRKL). NCBI's taxonomy places the organism in Eukaryota, Metazoa, Chordata, Lepidosauria, Squamata, Agamidae. Gene Ontology annotation, biological process: enzyme-linked receptor protein signaling pathway; cell migration; positive regulation of ERK1 and ERK2 cascade. The record is from RefSeq and is a predicted model, not a curated record. Gene Ontology annotation, cellular component: cytoplasm. Gene Ontology annotation, molecular function: signaling adaptor activity; receptor tyrosine kinase binding.
CCGGGCGUCCCCUUUCCUCCCGCUCCGGCCCGCGCCGCCAUUUUGGCUCUGAGUUCUGGCCGCGGCGGCCGCCGAAGCAGAAGCUCCGCCGCCGCCGCCGCUUCCGUCUGUUCCCGCGAGGGGCGCGGCAGGAGGGGGCGGGCGAUGCUCCGCCGGUGAGGCCUUCGCCCCGGAGUCCCGAGCGCGCCCUCCUCCUCCUCCUCCUCCUCUUCCCUCAGUCCCCCCCUCACUCGCCGCCCCUUCCCGCCCGGGGCCUUCCUUCGGCCCGGCGGGGCUUCUCUUCCUCCUCCUCGGCCUCCCCCCCCUUUCCCUCCGCCAUGUCCUCGUCGUCGUCCUCGUCGUCGUCGUCCCCGCUGUCGGCGGCCCGCUUCGACGCCUCGGACCGCUCCUCGUGGUACGCGGGCCCGCUGUCCCGGGCGGAGGCGCAGUCGCGGCUGCAGGGCCAGCGCCACGGGACCUUCCUGGUGCGGGACUCGUCCACCUGCCCGGGGGACUACGUGCUCUCGGUCUCGGAGAACUCGCGCGUCUCCCACUACAUCAUCAACUCCCUCCCCGGGCGGCGCUUCAAGAUCGGCGACCAGGAGUUCGAGCACCUUCCGGCCCUGCUCGACUUCUACAAGAUCCACUACCUGGACACCACCACCCUCAUCGAGCCCGCGCCCAGGUAUCCGACACCACUUAUGGGAUCUGGGUCAGCUCCCAUCCUGCCUGCUACAGAAGAGAAUGUGGAAUAUGUUCGGACUCUUUAUGACUUCCCUGGAAACGAUGCAGAGGAUUUGCCGUUUAAAAAAGGGGAGGUCCUGGUUAUUGUAGAGAAGCCUGAAGAACAGUGGUGGAGUGCCAGAAACAAAGAUGGCCGUGUUGGGAUGAUCCCCGUUCCUUAUGUGGAGAGGCUUGUGAGGUCUUCCAAGCAUGGGAAUAGGAAUUCCAACAGCUACGGAAUUCCCGAGCCUGCCCACGCUUAUGCCCAACCUCAGACCACAACCCCUCUUCCCACAGUGCCCAGCACUCCUGGAGCAGUGAUCACCCCUCUGCCCUCCACGCAGAACGGACCAGUCUAUGCCAAAGCCAUCCAGAAGAGAGUCCCAUGUGCUUAUGACAAGACUGCCCUGGCCUUAGAGGUUGGCGACCUUGUGAAGGUCACACGGAUGAAUAUCAACGGCCAGUGGGAAGGUGAAGUCCAUGGCAGGAAGGGGCUCUUCCCUUUCACCCAUGUCAAAAUAAUUGACCCUCAGAAUCCCGACGAGAACGAGUGAACACCUCCCGUCACCUGUUUCCAUGCGGCUGCUUCCUUUUCCUGGCUACCAUGAGCAUCCUUUGAAGUGUGAUGAUCAUUAAUGGCACACGUUAAGCCCUGCCGGUUGCCCAUUUUUUCCAGCUUGCUGUGAUUCAAGAGCCUCGUAGUAUCUGUUUGGAGUGCACACAGCUGAAGAAGCCGCCCGCCGGAGCGCUGGUAUUUAGAGUUUCUCUUAGGAGGAUUUUGGACCUUGAGCUGCAAAAGUUUUCUGUGCCACCCAG